Molecule: messenger RNA, 939 nt
Organism: Centropristis striata (black sea bass)
Lineage: Eukaryota; Metazoa; Chordata; Actinopteri; Perciformes; Serranidae
Product: olfactory receptor 13D1-like
Exons: 1
Coding region: 1-939 (312 amino acids)
Biological process (GO): G protein-coupled receptor signaling pathway
Cellular component (GO): membrane
Molecular function (GO): G protein-coupled receptor activity; olfactory receptor activity
Source: RefSeq, a predicted model, not a curated record
AUGAUGAAUGCAACAGUUUUAAUUGCAUUUUCCUUAUCCAGAUUAAAUGACACAACAGUCAACAGAUUGACUCUUACCUCCCUCACUGUGUUGUGCUUCAGUGUGAUUUUGCUUGUAAAUGGUGCUCUUAUUGUUACUAUCAUAUUGGACAAUAAUCUUCAUGAACCCAUGUACAUCUUCCUAUGUAAUUUGUUCAUUAAUAGUCUUUAUGGGACUGCAGCAUUUUACCCAAAAUUCCUUUUUGAUCUACUGUCUAACACUCAUGUCAUAUCUUAUACUGGCUGCCUUUUGCAGGUCCUUGUCAUAUACUCCUAUGCAGCAACUGAUUUUUCUAUUCUAGCCGUGAUGGCCUAUGACCGAUAUGUGGCCAUAUGCCGACCACUGGAGUAUCAAUCUGUGAUGACUAAACAAAGGGCUGUUUGGUUGGCGUGUUUCUCCAGACUUGUACCCUUGUUCCUUCAGACUAUUGUGAUAAUAAUGACCUUGCAAGUGGAAUUAUGUGGCUCCCACAUUGAAAAACUUUAUUGUGAGAACUGGUCAAUUCUCAAACUUUCCUGCAAUUCAAUAACAACACAUAAUGUAGUUGGAUUUAUCAUCAUAUUAUACUAUUUUGGGCAAGUACUUUACAUCAUUUGUUCAUAUAUACUGUUGGUGAAAUCCGCUCUAAAGUCCAGAGAGGGCUGGAGGAAGUUCAUGCAGACAUGUGUGCCACAUUUAUUAUGUUUGCUUAAUGUCACUGUUGCAAUGCUUUUUGACGUCAUGUAUGCUCGAUAUGGAUCAAGCUCUGUAUCACAGAGCGCAAAGAACUUCAUGGCCAUACAGUUUCUCAUCAUUCCACCAAUUCUCAACCCUAUCAUAUAUGGACUUAAACUCACUCAAAUUCGCAAAAGUUUUUUAAAUUUGUGUAGAGAUGACAGACAGGUUAAAGGAUUAGGCUAA